Molecule: messenger RNA, 1405 nt
Organism: Sciurus carolinensis (gray squirrel)
Lineage: Eukaryota; Metazoa; Chordata; Mammalia; Rodentia; Sciuridae
Gene: Tnfaip6
Product: TNF alpha induced protein 6
Exons: 6
Coding region: 63-896 (277 amino acids)
Biological process (GO): negative regulation of inflammatory response; cell adhesion
Molecular function (GO): hyaluronic acid binding
Source: RefSeq, a predicted model, not a curated record
UGCUCUGAGAAUUUAUCGUGAGCAGCCCCUGCAGGACUGUUAACUCCACUAUAACUGAAGAUAUGAUCAUCUUAAUUUACUUACUCAUCUUGCUGUGGGAAGAGGCUCAAGGAUGGGGAUUUGAAAAUGGGAUUUUACAUAACUCCAUAUGGCUUGAACAAGCAGCGGGUGUAUACCACAGAGAAGCCCGGUCGGGCAAAUACAAGCUCACCUAUGCAGAAGCUAAGGCGGUGUGUGAAUUUGAGGGCGGUCGUCUUGCCACCUACAAGCAACUAGAGGCAGCCAGAAAAAUUGGAUUUCACGUCUGUGCUGCUGGAUGGAUGGCCAAGGGUAGGGUUGGAUACCCCAUUGUGAAGCCAGGGCCAAACUGUGGAUUUGGAAGAACCGGUAUUAUUGAUUAUGGAGUCCGUCUCAAUAGGAGUGAAAGAUGGGAUGCCUAUUGCUACAACCCACAUGCAAAGGAAUGUGGCGGUGUCUUCACAGACCCAAAGCGAAUUUUUAAAUCUCCAGGCUUCCCAAAUGAGUAUGAUGAUAAUCAGGUAUGCUACUGGCACAUUAGACUCAAGUAUGGUCAGCGUAUUCACCUGAGUUUUUUGAACUUUGACCUUGAAGAUGACCCAGGUUGCUUGGCUGACUAUGUUGAAAUAUAUGACAGUUACGAUGACGUCCAUGGCUUUGUGGGAAGAUACUGUGGUGAUGAGCUUCCAGAAGACAUCAUUAGCACAGGAAACGUCAUGACCUUGAAGUUUCUGAGUGAUGCUUCAGUAACAGCAGGAGGUUUCCAGAUCAAAUAUGUUGCAGUGGAUCCUGUAUCCAAAUCCAGUCAAGGAAAAAAUACAAGUACCACUUCCACUGGAAAUAAAAACUUUUUAGCUGGAAGAUUUAGCCAUUUAUAAAACAAAACAAAACAAAACAAAACAAAACAAAACAAAAAGAAUAUUCAAAAUAUACAAUGUUGUAUCUUUUGGAAACUCUUAGAUCUCACUUUUGUAUUAUUAUUAUUGUUGUUGUUAAUGUUUAUUUAUUAUUUUUCUAAAUGUGAAAGCAAUACCUAAUUUUGGAGAAAAUUGAAAAAUACAGAACAUUUCAAAUGAAAAUCUCUCAUACUCUUACUACAUAGAGAUAACUAGUGUUAACAUUUUUAUAUAUUUUUCUUUCAGUCAUUUUUCUACAUGUGGUGUAUGUAUGUAUAUAUCUAUGUGUAUUUGUAUUUAAAAGUUUGGAAUCCUGCUCUCUGUACAGUUUUAUAUGCUUUUUUUUAACCUUAAAUUUUAUAGCCUAAGCAUUUCCCCAAAUCAUUGUGUCCGUGGUAUGAUUACUUCAUACUUUAUUUAAACCUCUUUAUUGUUGGAAUUUUAGAUUAUUUUCAUAAAUAUUGCUGAAUAAAUAUUCUUGAAUGCACAUA